CACACCCAUAAACCAUAUCCUAGGAGGGUAUCUUCCAGGAGGGAGAGCUCAUUCCUCCGCACCCCCGUCGAGCGCAGAUGCAUACGGGCUGCUCCGACUCCUGAUUGAUUGGCCAGCUUGACGCUCCAAAGGCCUUUGCCGAGAACGCGCUUGGUUCGCGCUCCCUCACUCCGACUCCGCGUGCGCAGCCACAGUUAGCUCGCUAGACAUGGGACAAAGGGCAUAGCCCCAGAUCGACCCUCCGUGUACGAGCAACACAUCACCACCCCCAGCUCGGAAAGCACAUGGGUAAUAGGGCAAGGCUCCUGCCAACCGUCUCGCAAGCAUGUCCACCUUUUCGCGCUUCCUCCUGUCCCCCAACCCCAACACAGCCGGUCGCACGACCGGCACCGGCGGUGACGCACUCUUCCGCUCCGGAUACGGCUACGACAGCUUUGUCAGCGAUCAUGAUCACGACGUUGAUGGUGACGGCGAUGGAAGCGCAGACCUGCGGCAUCCUGCUGCCUCCACAGCCACAGCUGACUGCAACCCGCGGACGGCGCUGCGCCAGGGGUCCGCAACUGCUGCUGCCCCUGUAUCGUCGGCGCUGAUAAGAGAUAUUGCCGACGAGGAGGAUGCAGAUCUGUGGCACGCUUCGACCUCAGCAUCUUCGUCUGUUGUCCCUACAGAUGACCCGUUCCUCGCCGAGCCUCAGGACCCGCUGCAGCUGCCUGCGGACUCGAACAAGAAUCCGCCGCACACAUACGGUCUUGGCAAGCCAGCGACGGAGAUGGUGACGCGAGGCUGGAUCGCACAUGAAAGCGUCGUCUACGACAGAGCGACGGAGAAAGGAAAAGGCAGAGGCAGCCGAGGCAUCGGAGAUGCGGCUGCGCCAAAAGACAACCGCGACCUGGGCGCGUCGUCUAAUUCACCCUUCCUCUCCACAUCGGCGUCCUUUGCAGCAUCUGCGCCAGUGUCAGUGGUAGCAUCGGGAACAGCGUCGUCGUCGGCCACAUCGAAAGGAAAAUCGCGGCGCUCGGCCUCGCCGCGCAGACAGGCUGCUCUCGCUGCUGCGCGGUCGAUUCACGCCAGUCGCGCCGCGUUGCGCGAACAAAAGCAGCAACAACAAUUACCACUUUCUUCAGAGGAUGAGCAAGAUGAACUGCUGGACGAAGACGACAAAGAUGAAGCAGAUGAAAAUAAUGGUCAGCACAGCGUCGGCUCGAGGACGAGCGGCGGAGGACGGAGGUACUCGGUCUCCAGCUUCCUUUUCGGCUCGCGAUCCAAGCGACAUCGUUCGUCGGCGUACGACUCUGCGUCACCCUCCUCCGCAUCCUCCUCAGACACGGACGAGCCCGGAAGCCGCCCGCGCGCGACGAACCCGCUGCGACGGCACAAGGACACGGCGCGCGAAGGCAGUGGAAGUCGCAUGCUCGCGUCGUCCAGCGCAUUUUUGCAGCAGGACAAGCAUGCACGCAAGGAAGCAGAGCGCAGCAAAGGCGGCCGCGGGAGUGGCCGAAUGAUCGGCAGCCUCUUCGGCGGCCGUAGAUCCAUACUGCGCGAAGUGGACGAGGAGGAGCACGAAGCAGGCGCGGCAGGCGAGACCGAAGAAGAAGAUGGUGCUAGGGAUGCGAAACGAGGUGGAAACGGAGAUGAAGGCGAUCCCGACGGCGACAACGACGAUGAUAUCAUCUACCCUGCACCGCCUGCCAGCCGCGGCUGGACGCCGUGGGCAAAUCGCCUGGCGCUUGGCGAGUACAAGGACAAAGCUGGCGCUGUUGCAUUCGCCGCGUCCAUCGCCGUCGUGCUGCUGUUCGGAGGCGUGAGCGCGCUCACUGCUGCUCCGCUCACGACGCCACCGGCCGAGACAGACCCAAACAAGCCAGCCCCGUCGACGCGACCGUCGUCGUACUUCACCAUUACACACAGCAUCCCCUUGCUCGCGCUACUCAUCCUGCUGUCGACGCUGGCAUCAGCCGCGAACCUGCUCUUCCUGCGCUACGCUUCGUCGCGUCUGCACGCCGCUGCCACGCAGUAUCUCCGCGUCGGCCUCGCUGCCGUCCCCGCCACGCUCGCCCUCGGCUGGCUCUGGGCGUUCGCGGGCAGCUUCUACUAUGACGACGAGCGCUGGUCCGGUGGCGCAUGGAGCACGACCGGCCUGCGUGCGCUGUCGCUCCUCCCCGUCGUGCUCGCCGCGCUGUUCACGCGUGCAGUCUGGGCGCGCCGGGACCGCCUCGCGCGCAGCGUCGCCGUUCUCGAGCUCGCCGCGACCGUCGUCGUGCAGCACCCCGCACUCUUGCUGCUCAGCCUCGCGGGCCUCGCGGCCUUCCUCGCGCUCAGCAUCCCCUUCCUCGCCAUCUUUGCGCGCCUCUUCCUCGUAGGGCACUACGGUACGCUGAAGCAGCGCGUCGGCAAACGCCCCCCAGAGCAAGGAGAAUGGAUCUGGCACACGGACGCCACGGCGAAGCUCCUCGCGUGGGUCACCCUCGGCACGUGGCUCUGGACCUGGGCCGUCCUGCGCGGCAUACAGCGCGUGACGAUCGCCGGCGUCGUCAGCCAUUGGUACUUUCAUCGUCGGGGCGGGGAAGCUUCAUCGUUUCUAGCCGAUGGAACGGCAGCGGCGGCGGCGGCGGCGGCCGCUGCUGCUGCCGAUGAGGAUGAGGAAAACGUCAUUGGGUUCGUUGCAAACAAUACACCCGGGGGCUGGCCGGAAGAUGACGAUGCGCAGAGCUUCGGUGGUCUAGCUAAGUCUCUCAUCGGCGAGCCGACAAGUCUUGAGAUCGUCCGCGCCUCGUUCGCUCGGGCCACCGGCCCAGCGCUGGGGACAAUCUGCGCUUCGGCGCUCGUGCUGGCGCUGACGUGGCUCGCGGCGAUCAUCGCGGACAACGCAAGGCGGACGUCCAACC
Messenger RNA from Tilletiaria anomala UBC 951, 2885 nucleotides. RefSeq lists its product as uncharacterized. The annotation marks the transcript as partial. NCBI's taxonomy places the organism in Eukaryota, Fungi, Basidiomycota, Exobasidiomycetes, Georgefischeriales, Tilletiariaceae. The transcript has 2 exons. Gene Ontology annotation, molecular function: transmembrane transporter activity. The record is from RefSeq and is a predicted model, not a curated record. Gene Ontology annotation, biological process: transmembrane transport. Gene Ontology annotation, cellular component: plasma membrane.